Molecule: messenger RNA, 1703 nt
Organism: Thunnus maccoyii (southern bluefin tuna)
Lineage: Eukaryota; Metazoa; Chordata; Actinopteri; Scombriformes; Scombridae
Gene: ptpa
Product: protein phosphatase 2 phosphatase activator
Exons: 10
Coding region: 181-1080 (299 amino acids)
Biological process (GO): mitotic spindle organization
Cellular component (GO): cytoplasm; protein phosphatase type 2A complex; nucleus
Molecular function (GO): protein tyrosine phosphatase activator activity; peptidyl-prolyl cis-trans isomerase activity
Source: RefSeq, a predicted model, not a curated record
UAAGCUCUGUAUCGCCUCUCAUCUCUACGCGGGUUAGCAGGUUCACUGCACUACCUAAGGGGACAUGUGACGAAAUAACUUUAGUUUACGCUCGUAGGGAAACACAGACAGUCCCGCUGUUCCCAGUCAAAGCUAUGAUCCACCCCUGAGGAUGAAGCAGCUGAAGCCAACACCACCUUCAUGGUACCCAAGAAAGAAAUCAGCAUGGUGCCUGACAUGGGCAAGUGGAAGCGAUCUCAGGCAUAUGCAGACUACAUGGGCUUCAUUCUGACACUGAAUGAAGGUGUAAAGGGAAAGAAGCUCACAUGUGAAUAUAAAGUGUCUGAGACAGUGGAGAAGUUACUAGAUCUUUUGGGGACUCUGGACAAAUGGAUAAACGAGACCCCUCCUGUUGACCAGCCAUCACGCUUUGGUAAUAAGGCUUACAGAACCUGGUACAGCAAACUAGAUCAGGAAGCAGAGGCCUUGGUGUCAGGAGUGCUCCCUGCUGACAGACAUGCAGCAGCUCCAGAGAUAGCUGUCUAUCUGAAAGAGUCUGUUGGGAACUCCACCAGGAUAGACUAUGGAACAGGUCAUGAAGCUGCUUUCGCUGCGUUCCUCUGCUGUCUCUGUAAGGUUGGAGCUCUCAGGGUCGAUGAUCAGCUAGCUAUCGUUUUUAAGGUUUUUAACAGGUAUCUCGAAGUGAUGCGUAAGCUCCAGAGGACCUAUAGAAUGGAGCCAGCUGGGAGCCAAGGUGUGUGGGGACUGGAUGACUUCCAGUUUCUGCCCUUCAUAUGGGGCAGCUCCCAAUUUAUAGAUCACCCAACACUGGAGCCUCGGCACUUCAUCGAUGAGAAGGUGGUGAACGAGUAUCACCAAGACUACAUGUUUCUGGAGUGCAUCAAGUUCAUAAAUGAGAUGAAGACGGGUCCGUUUGCUGAACACUCCAACCAGCUGUGGAACAUCAGUGCUGUUCCUUCCUGGUCCAAAGUCAACCAGGGUCUGAUCAGAAUGUACAAGGCUGAGUGUCUGGAGAAGUUCCCUGUGAUCCAGCAUUUCAAAUUCGGUAGCCUGCUUUCCAUCCAGCCAACGAAGCCUUGAUGCUCAUGGAGGAAUGCCACACACUCGAUGGAAAGACCAAAAUCCCAACAGUUCGAACCCAACAGUUUUCCCUUCCUCUGGCAUCCUCACAUGCAAAUACUACAGUAGCAACAAUCAACCACAUGUAGUUUGACGCGCAAAUGCAUUCCCACAUGCACAUGCAUGUGGUCAUGAAAGCUUGUAAGUGAUCCACAACUUAAUGCAGAGCAUGUUGUGGAGGGCCUUUGUGAUUUCAGAGCAUCUUUAUAUUUUUGUCAUUUUAUUUAUAUAAUGGAUAGAGUUUGAAUCAGAUUCCGUUUUGAGGGAUGAGAUAGAUAUUUUUAAAUAAGGGUGCUUAAAGAUGCUUAAUGCUUGAGUGUACUUCGAAAUUUGGAUCCUCAUUAGCAGUAGCUCAUUCACAGAGUGGGGUGAUACAAAUAAGACUGUUUUCUCUGAAUCAUUCGUUGCUUAGGGAAUGGUUUGAAUUCUCCAAAAUCCUUUGUUGGUUUCUCCUUCAACUGUAGUUAUUUUCUUGGUUUUGCUUUUAAGGCCAAAUAUUUGAAUUGUGUUGCUAAUGUACAAAUAUUUUAAUUUCCCUCUUAAUCCCAACAUGUAAGUCACAUUAAUAAUUUGCUAAGAAAUAA